GCUCUCCUGCUUGAACACGUCGACGAAAUUCCCGACAACUCAAGACCAAUUUCUUGCCAUGGCACAGCUCGCGAUCUCGGAGAAAUUGCGACUACGAGAGCUGCGUCGAAUGCGACAGAUCCGGUACCGGAAGAAAAAGGAAGGCUACGCGCUCAGUCUUGAAGAGGAGGUCGGUAAACUACGUCACAAGAUCGAGAAGCUUGAGCAGUGUCGACGUUCUGUGUCUGCAGACGUCCCAGCUGAGAUGAAUGCGUGGAGUGUCGUAGCCGAGUACUUUCGACUCUUUCGCUGUGGCAUGCACGAGGACCGGUUCGAUGCUCAAUUGCUCCUUCGGGCGUCAUUUACUGCUGGUGUGGCAUUUAACUCUUUAUACGGAGUGGACAAGUUGGUGCAAUACUGGCAGCAAAUGUCGCGCUGGUUCCCAAGCGUCGAAAUGGAACUCGUGCAACUACACAAGGAGUCAACGGGAACUCUGACUGCUACAACGGUGACGACUAUUUCCAUCUCAAUGCAGACUAUUCGUGACGUGUUUCCUCACCUAACCGACAGCGACGGGAACGAGUCUUGUGGCUUAUUAGCUGAUAAACUGCUGGGGCAAAAAAUUACUCUGCGUGGCUCAAUGCACUUUGAGUGGGACAAUACCUGCCACCGCAUUUCGAGAGUCAUGAGUCAGUCAGAUAUGUUGACUCCGAUGCUGUGUAUACUCGGGAAUCUGGAAGACACAGCUAGAGUGUUCCAAGGAGCCUUCGUUGCACCGAAUUUCCAGGUCGCAAUGUAAAUACACUUCGCAUAAUGAUGUUCACGGUGAUGAUCUACAAAGGUCACUACAUAUUUCCCGAAUGAAUGUAUCCAGCAUAACCAACGAUAUAUGCUAGUGUAUUUUAAGGCCUCACCUUAGAAAUAAC
Molecule: messenger RNA, 905 nt
Organism: Phytophthora nicotianae INRA-310
Lineage: Eukaryota; Oomycota; Peronosporomycetes; Peronosporales; Peronosporaceae
Exons: 1
Coding region: 59-778 (239 amino acids)
Source: RefSeq, a predicted model, not a curated record